AUGUCUCUUCUUCAAGUCUUUCUCUUCGUGAGCCUGGCACUCGUCAACUUCACGGUCGCAAACCCACUUCCCAAGCUCACCACCCGCGCUCAGCCCGAGACUGCCGGUCCAUUACGCCGCGGUGUGCCUUACAACGAGGUCAAGUACGUCAAGUACUUCAACGCCUAUGGCAGCCAUGUCACUUGGACCUAUAAUUGGGAUUCACGGCCUAAUGGCAACACGAACACCUGGUACGAGUUCGUACCAAUGUUGCACUCCAAUCGCCCCGACCACACUGGCAAGUGGGCGGGUGAUGUUCGGGCAGCUGCUUUCGGAAACAAGGACAUGCCCACCCAUCUCCUCGGCUUCAACGAGCCUGACAAUUGCGAGUCUGGCAAGGGUGGUUCGUGCAUGGAGCUCGGUAUUGCUGUUGCGGCCUGGAAACAGUACAUGGAGCCUCAGAAGACUCUGAAGGAGAGAAUGUAUCUUGGCUCCCCCGCUGUUACCAACGGACCCAAUGGCCUCAGCUACCUAUCUUCUUUCAUCAAUGCUUGCACGGGUUGCAACAUUGACUUCGUCAACAUCCACUGGUAUGACGACGCAUCCAAUGCUGCCUACUUCAAGAAACACAUCGAGUCCACUCGCAAGAUCGCAGCCGGCCGUCCUAUUUGGAUCACGGAGUUCAAGUCCCGCGGCUCCGACGAGCAGAUCAAGGCUUUCCUGGACGAAGUUCUCCCAUGGCUCGACGCUUCUAGCGAUGUUCAUCGCUAUGCUUACUUCAUGGCAACUAAGGGUGAUGGCCUCUUGAUUGACAAUGGCGGUCAGAGUCUGAGCAACGUUGGCAGUCACUACGCCUUUCACGCCUAG
Molecule: messenger RNA, 846 nt
Organism: Macroventuria anomochaeta
Lineage: Eukaryota; Fungi; Ascomycota; Dothideomycetes; Pleosporales; Didymellaceae
Product: glycoside hydrolase family 128 protein
Exons: 4
Coding region: 1-846 (281 amino acids)
Biological process (GO): fungal-type cell wall polysaccharide metabolic process
Cellular component (GO): fungal-type cell wall
Source: RefSeq, a predicted model, not a curated record